This is a messenger RNA of Aspergillus neoniger CBS 115656, 2782 nucleotides long. It is a transcript of the gene lreA, whose product is annotated as GATA transcription factor LreA. Gene Ontology annotation, molecular function: sequence-specific DNA binding; protein binding; zinc ion binding. Gene Ontology annotation, biological process: regulation of DNA-templated transcription. The record is from RefSeq and is a predicted model, not a curated record. Gene Ontology annotation, cellular component: nucleus. Bases 1 to 2643 code for a protein of 880 amino acids. The transcript has 4 exons. Lineage: Eukaryota; Fungi; Ascomycota; Eurotiomycetes; Eurotiales; Aspergillaceae.
AUGGAAGGCUUCGACGAUGCCUUCUAUCAGGCACACUAUUCCAUACCGGAUCCCCAACUGGGCCCCGCCGCAUCCUCUUCUUACUCCAAUGCUGCCCCCCAUCCGGCUUCUUUGAUGUCUUACAAUCCCACUCCCGGCCAUUUUGCUCCCGGUUCCUUUGCCUAUCCCGCCCAGCCCUCCGAUCUGCUGGCUGCUGGCCUGCCCGCGACUUUUGCUUCACAUCCCGAUAACUUUUCCUUUCAGUCUCCGGUUCCUCAUCCUCAUCCUCAUCAUCAUGCUUCUACCCACACGGCCAGUUUCCCGGGGCAUGUUUCCCACGCCAUGCAUCCCUACCAUCCCCUGUCGGCCGCCGCGCAGACCAUGCCAAUGAGCUUGGAUCAAGGAACUACCUUUCCUUACGAUCCGGCCGUCUUUGGCGCUUCCAUUGGACCGCUAGAUCCCAGUCUAGAGCAGCAUUCAGCGCCGCAGCAGCAGCAUCCUCACCUACCUUCCCAGACCGUCCAUCUGGAUCCUGGCGCAGCGUACGCGGUCGCUCAGAUCCAGGAGUCCGCGACAAAUACCUACUGGAAUCAACAGACGACUCAAGAUGUCACCGCCCAGACACAGGCUGCAGGCCCGGUCCGGGGACCAGCAGCGGACUUCUCCCGCGCAAGAGGGCCGUCCCAGGAUCAUCAACCGCUACCUCAAAGUCAGCCCUCGGACUUUCAGUCCUAUACCCAACCGGCCAAUCCAGCCGUUCCUCAUCGCUUCAUCCAGCCGAAGAGGUCAUCCCCAGUGAAGGCUGAUGCGGGUCUUCACAUCCAUAAAGCCUCUUUUCCACCCGAAGCCAAAGUGGAAGCUGGAAGCGACUCUCCAUAUGCUAGUAUCUACUCGUCAAGUGGCUUCGAUAUCAUGGGGGUUUUGGCCCAAGUGGUGUCCCGACCGAACCCUAAGAUCAAUAUCGGGGCAGUUGACUUGUCGUGCGCAUUUGUCCUCUGUGAUAUCACGCUGGAGGACCAUCCGAUCGUCUACGUCUCGGAGGCGUUCGAGCGGCUCACAGGCUACACUAACCAGGAGAUUGUCGGGCAGAAUUGUCGGUUCCUCCAAGGGCCGGACGGGGUCGUUCAGCGGGGCAUGCAGCGCAAGUUCGUCGACGAGAAUACGGCCUAUCGCCUGCGCUCGACGAUAGAGGAGCGGACGGAGAUCCAGGCAAGCAUCAUCAAUUACCGCAAGGGCGGCCAGCCUUUUGUGAAUCUAAUCACCAUGCUUCCGAUCCGGUGGGGCGGCAGCGACUACCGGUUCUACGUUGGGUUUCAGGUGGAUCUGGUCGAGACGCCCGAUGCAGUGACGCGACGGAAUCCGAAUGGAACCUACAUGAUCAACUACCAGCGCAGUCAGUUACCGAGCUAUGUGGUCCCGCCUGAAGUUUACCGCUCCAAUCCGGAUCUAGCGACUUUCUUUACCCCUGAUCAGGUGUCUACGGUGUUGGAGAGCUUGCGCGGCACCGGCCCGUCGUACCGGCAUUACCUGGACCGAGUGCUGGUGGAGAACAUGGACGACAUCAUCCACGUUCUAUCCUUUGAGGGAGAGUUUCUAUAUCUGUCACCCUCGUGCCGGAAAGUGCUGGAAUAUGAGCCAGCUGAAUUGGUCGGGAAGGGCCUGUCAGCAGUGUGCCAUCCCAGCGAUAUUGGUUCGGUCAUUCGCGAUCUACGAGCGCGCAUCACCACCGAGCCGGUCAGCGUGGUGUAUCGCAUCCGGAAGAAGUACAGCGGGUAUAUCUGGUUUGAGAGCCAUGGGUCAUGGCAUAUUACCGGUCGGGGGCGACAGUUCAUGGUGCUUGGAGGGCGAGCGCGUGCGGUGUACAAUCUUGACCAGGUUGCUACGAUUGGCCGGGGCGGGUUGGCGGAGAAUGACAUCUGGGCCAAGCUUUCAAUGUCUGGGAUUGUCCUUUUCAUCUCUUCAAAAGCUAGGCCGGUUCUAGGUCGGGUGGCGGACGAUGUCAUUGGAAAGAGCAUUCAAGAUCUCACGGGAGCAGAUACCCGGGCCCAGGUUAUGGAGGCGCUGGACACAGCUCGUUCGGGACAACAGGUCUCAUUUCUCCACAAGGUCCGCCACAAGAAGGGGCAUAUGCUGCCCGUGCAGACGACGUUAAUACCGGGAGACAGCAAAGAAGGGGAGCGACCUUCUUUCCUGGUCGCUCAGUUACGUUUCCACCGACCUCUGCCGAACGGCAGCCCGGACGACACAAGCUCCAGCGCCACGGACACAGGGCGAGACGUUGCUGGACAGACAGGGUCAAGCAGCCGGUUACCCUCCGGUAAUCAGGAAUUGAUCCCACUACGCGAGCGCAGCCUCUUCUCCGAGCUAGCACCGACCAGGGGGUCCAGUUGGCAAUUCGAGCUACGAGAACUGGAAAAGCAGAACCGCACAUUAUCGGACGAGGUACAACGACUCCUCACACGACGGAAAAAGCGCAAGCGCAAACAGAGCACAAUCAUAGUGGAGAAGAGCUGCGCGAUGUGUCGAACGAAGAGCACGCCAGAAUGGCGACGCGGACCCAGCGGCAAUCGUGACCUCUGCAACAGUUGUGGCUUACGAUGGGCAAAGCAGGUCCGCAAUGCUGCACAGGGACAGACUACAGCAGCCCGAGGGAAACGGGCGUGAUGAUUCCUAUGUUAUAUUACCCCUUUUUUUAUUCUAUCUCUUGGGUGGCUUUCUACGUUUUAGUGUGUGGCUGUCUGACUUGAAUGUGAUUUGAGUAUGUUGAGCAUUUUCGCUAUAUAUGAUACGAUGAUACCUUGUG